ACGUAUUCGCGACCUCAAGUCGACAACAAUUAAAUUCUUCCGUCCCCAAUGGAUCGUUGGCAGAAUCGUGUGGCCGUUGUAACUGGUGCCAGUUCGGGCAUUGGGUCGGCAGUUGUGCUAGAUCUGGUCAAUGCGGGUCUAACCGUAGUGGGUUUGGCGCGUCGUGUCGAGCGAGUGACCGAGCUAAAGCAGCGGCUGUCGGCAUCGCGACGCGAAAAACUUGUUGCCCUGCAAUGCGAUGUGGGCAGCGAGAGUUCAGUGAAGGCGGCCUUCGAUUGGAUUGAACAGCAUUUGGGUGGGAUCGACAUACUCGUCAAUAAUGCGGGCACACUGCAGCAGGGCCAACUGGUGGACAUGUCCACCUCGGUGGUGCAACAGGUGGUGCAAACGAACAUCAUGGGCGUCAUUUACUGCACCCAGCGCGCCUUCCGCUCGAUGAAGCAGCGUAAGUUCGAUGGCCACAUCGUGCUCAUCAACAGCGUUGUGGGUCACAAGCUGCUGCCACCCCGUGAGGGCCAGGCACCCGAUUUUAAUGUCUAUCCGGCCACCAAACAUGCAGUUACUGCCUUGACCGAAAUGUAUCGUCAGGAAUUUAUGGGUCUGGGCACUCGCGUCAAAAUUACGAGCGUUAGUCCUGGUGCUGUGGACACGGAAAUCAUACCGGAUACUUUUCGGAAUGUUCUUGAUACUCGCAUGCUCAAAUCGGAGGACAUAUCGCAGGCCGUGCUCUUUGCCAUCUCAACGCCAGCCCAUGUCCAAAUACAUGAGAUAAUCAUUAAGCCAGUGGGCGAGUUGUUCUAAUUCGGAUAUACAAGUAGAAGCAAUAUCUGUGCUAAUUGUAAAGGUCCUGAAACAUAUAGGUGUCUGUCUAUCUGUAAAAUUGAUGAACUACUUUAAGCUUGCAAGCUAUUCCCAAAAUUCUUGAAUUGUGUUAUUUCACAAAAUCGAAUUUUAAUUCGCGACUCAUCAACUAACUUAUCCUACCAAUAAUAAUUACAAUUGUUGUUUUUGUUUGA
This is a messenger RNA of Scaptodrosophila lebanonensis, 1016 nucleotides long. RefSeq names its product farnesol dehydrogenase. Gene Ontology annotation, molecular function: oxidoreductase activity. NCBI's taxonomy places the organism in Eukaryota, Metazoa, Arthropoda, Insecta, Diptera, Drosophilidae. The transcript is spliced from 2 exons. The record is from RefSeq and is a predicted model, not a curated record. Bases 49 to 801 code for a protein of 250 amino acids.